GUGUGUGUGUGUGUGUGUGCCCUUGUAAUUAUAUCAUCAUGGGGACUUCAGUGUGUUUACACAGUCACGGUGUGGGGACCAAAAUCUUUGUGGGGACCAAAAUCAUGGUCCCCACAACGGAAACCAUGCUAAAUCAGCAGGAGAGAGCCUAUAUAAGGUCUGGAGUGACUAUCAGUGGUGGCCCAUAACUGAUGAUUUUUACCUGGAGUGUGUGUGUGGGAGAUGCUCUACAGCGACGCUAGCGGUCUAGACCAUGCUAUAGCAGGCGAGGAUUCAGACACACACACACGCUGUAAAUUUGCAUAGCGCGGUAACGUACACCUAAUUUGCAUACGGCGCGGGAAAACUUCUAGAGUGAAGACGACGCUGGAAAAGUAACUGGUAAGUUGGAGGCACUUUAUUUCGGUUUCUUAUUUUAUAUUUGCAUGUAAAUAAAUGCAGAUAUUGUAUAUACAAUUAAAUGCAGUAAGUUGUUUUUGGAGAACGUAAGGUUUCGACUACAUUUAAUGUGACAAAUAGUAUAUAAAGUAUGCAAAAAUAAUACCGAACUCGGAAUUUUGUGGUAUUUACGCGCAGUCCUCAGGAGUAGUCGUAUAGCCAAAAGUGAAUAAUUUUAAGUUUUUUCAGUCUCUCUAUAUUAACAAGUAGACAUGUGGCUAGUUAGAGUAUUUUAUUGGAUGUAGUUCUUUGUGUAGUUUGAUUAUUAUUACGCCUUCGAGUGCUUUGUAUCUUAAGUGCUAUCAUAAUGUUUGCUUUACGUCGACAGUAAGCUAAUGCAUUUCGCACGUAGGCUUAAAAUAGUCUACAAAAUACAUUCCUGUUAUUUUAACAUAUUCUUUAUUCUGAAAUAGCUUUGCGAAGUGUCCAGUUUAGUUAAAAUAGAUUUUGUUUGAUGUGUAUCUCGUUUUUAUAAAUGGAAAAACAGGACGUCGAGUAACCAGCUAUAAUAGCGCAUUUGUUUAGCUAGACUGCCAUUGUAGUAAUAUAACAAUAUAGAAAACUGGGUAAGUAAUGUCGUGAGGAUAGUAAAUGUAUUUUUUAUUUUAAAUUGUUCUGUUAACUAUCCGUCAUGAGUGUGAUAGAUACUAUGCAAUGAUUUCAAUUUAUCUUAUGAGGUUUAAUGAUUUUAACUAGUUUAAAAUUAAUUUGCUUUUGAAUUUGCAGAGCUCAAAAUGUCUCGACGAAUCAGUCCUCUAAAUGAUGCUAUUUCACAUGUCGCCACAAAGACAGACAAGAGUACAAAAUUAGAGAUCAAGUACAUAAGUCCGUUAAAAGGCCGUGGAGUGUUCACACUUGCUCCAUUCUUGCACGGGGACUUUAUUGUUGAAUAUAGAGGUGAAUUGAUUAAUUUUGCUGAGUCAAGCAGAAGAAGAGAAGUCUAUCACAAGUCCUGCACAGUCUUUAUGUUUGACUUUAAAUGGAGUAGUCGGACAUGGUGUAUUGAUGCUAGUAUAGAAGAUGGAUCGUUUGGCCGGCUAGUGAACGAUGACCAUCGAAACCCCAAUUGUCGAAUGAAAGUAAUUAAAGUGGAUGGAAAGCCACAUCUGUGUCUUUUUGCAUUAAGAGAUAUAAAAGAGGGAGAAGAAAUAACCUACGAUUAUGGCACAAACGAUUGGCCAUGGAGAGAAAAGGUCUGUUCGCAUUUGACAAAUGACAUGACAGCCGAGAAGACCGACAAGGAUUCUGGCGAGACCAACCAAAUGGUUACAGAUGAAGAUGACCAUUUGGUAACUUCUGAUUCAGCUGGACAACAGCAUUUGACAAAUGACAUGACAGCCGAGAAGACCGACAAGGAUUCUGGCGAGACCAACCAAAUGGUUACAGAUGAAGAUGACCAUUUGGUAACUUCUGAUUCAGCUGGACAACAGCAUUUGACAAAUGACAUGACAGCCGAGAAGACCGACAAGGAUUCUGGCGAGACCAACCAAAUGGUUACAGAUGAAGAUGACCAUUUGGUAACUUCUGAUUCAGCUGGACAACAGCAUUUGACAAAUGACAUGACAGCCGAGAAGACCAACAAGGAUUCUGGCGAGACCAACCAAAUGGUUACAGAUGAAGAUGACCAUUUGGUAACUUCUGAUUCAGCUGGACAACAGUCCCAGUACUCAGAUAGUGAAGCUGGUGCUGAUGAAUGUGUACCCAGACUCAGAAGAACACGGAGUAUAAAAAUGAAUGAGUUCGUUCCUGAGGGUUCAGAGGAGCUCUUUGAUUCCUUGUCAGAGAGUGGUGAGGACUAUGUUCCCAACUCAAGUGAGGACAGUGAGAGCAGUUGCUCAAGUUUGUCAGCUUCCAAAUCAAAACAGAAAUCUCAAGACAGUGCCUCUUAUGAGUUUAACUGGAAAGCUCCUGAUAGUACUACAGUGGAUAUAGAAGUCAGCUGCAGUUCUGAGGAGAUGGAAGAUGAUGACAAUAUGGCUGUUUUCACAAGUAAGAUUAGGGAAGGAGGGAAACAUGCUGUCCUGGUUUCUGCUGUAAAGAAGAAGUGUGGUGGAGGCAGAGCAUACAAUAAAAGACACUACUGCUUGUAUUGCAUGCAACCAUACAGCAAAAUUGCAAGACACCUUGAACAAAAACAUGAGAAUGAGAGAGAGGUAGCAAAGGCCUGUAGUUUUCCAAAGGGGUCAAAACAGAGGAGAAUGCAUUUAGAUUUUCUCAGGAAUAAAGGGAACUUUGCCCAUAAUGCAGCUGUUAUUAGGACGGGUGAAGGACAGCUUGUUGCUUGCAAACAGCCACACAAUGAAAGUAGAGGAGAUGACUACUUGCACUGUGCAUAUUGCCAGGGAUUAUUUCUUCGAAAGAUUUUAUGGCGACAUGUGAAACUGUGUAAAUUUUGUCCUAAAGGCACUAAGUCAGUUCAGGGAAAAAAUAGAGUGCAAGCACUUUGUGCUUUUGCAGAGCCUGCACCUUCUGAAGUCAGUAAACAAUUAUGGAAGACACUUAGUGGCAUGCAAGCUGAUGAAGUCACGAAAGCCCUGAAAAACGACAGUCACAUAAUUAAAAUUGGGGAGCAUUUACUUAACAAAAAAGGAUCGAGUGAUGCAGCACAAACCUGGACUAGACAGACUUUGCGAGAACUUGGAAGACUCUUGGUUACUGCCAAAAAAUAUACAUCGCUGAAAACAAUGGAAGAUUUUAUUAAUCCCUCAAAAUAUUUGGAAGUUAUCAAAGCAGUUCAGAUUACAUGUGGAUACCAAAGGGAAACCGAAAAAUACAAAAUCCCCUCUCUUGCCCGUAAACUUGGAAACAGCUUAGUGAAGCUGAGUAAACUCGUUAAAGCUCAAGCAUUAAUUACAGGUAAUGAAGUACUGGAGAAGAAAGCCACAGACUUUCAAGAAGUCCACAAAGAGAAGUGGAAUGAGCUGGUGUCUGCCACUGCUGGACGGAACGCUGCAGAAAUAAAGUGGAAUGCACCUUCGCUAUUACCAUUUACACGAGAUGUGCAAAAACUGCAUGCUUAUUUGGACAAAACACUGGAUGAGUGUGUCUGCCAGUUGUCAUCUGAGGCUUCGGUCAAGAAUUGGUCUGCUCUUGCUAAAGCAUGCUUGGCUGAAAUAAUAUUAUUCAACAGGCGUAGGGAAGGAGAAGUUUCAAGAAUGCCCUUGUCGGCAUUUCUCUCCAGGGACACCUCUGGCCAUCAUGAUGACUUAGACUGGGCUCUUUCAGAGCUUGAGAAAACCUUGUGCAAACAUUACUCCAGGAUUAUCAUCAGAGGGAAAAGGGGCCGGCCUGUUCCUGUAUUGCUUACACCUAAAAUGUUACAAGCAUUGGAGUUGCUAGUGAAGAACAGGGAGUCUUGUGGAGUGCUAGAAGAGAAUGGAUAUAUGUUUGCUCGACCAUUAGCCAUGACCCACAUCAGAGGGUCUGACUGUUUAAGGAGAUUUUCUCUUGCUUGCAAUGCUUCCUGUCCAAAGGCAUUGACAUCAACGAAGCUACGAAAGCAUGCUGCAACACUGUCAACUAUUCUAAACAUGAGCAACACUGAAAUGGAUCAGCUUGCCAAUUUUCUAGGCCAUGAUAUAAGGGUCCAUCGUGAAUUUUACAGAUUGCCAGAAAAAACACUGCAGCUGGCUAAAGUAAGCAAAGUGCUGAUGGCACUUGAAAAGGGAAGGAUAGCUGAUUUUCAGGGAAAGAAUUUGGACCAAAUUAACAUUGACCCAAACGAGACAAUUGAUGAGCUUACUGAGGAGGAAUUCAUGACUGAAGAUGAAGUGGAUUCCGAGCUGCUGAAUAAAGGAACUACGUCUGGAGCAAUUCCUCCUGUGCAGAGAGAAAUGACCAUACAAAAGAGGCAAAGGACCACAGUGACAACUGGAACAAAUCCUGGGCCAAGAAUACAGACAAAGAAAAAAUGGAGUCAGAUGGAAAUUCAGGCUGUUGAGAGACAUCUGAUGAUAUUCCUUCAAUCCGGUCGGGUACCAGGGAAAGCAGACUGUGAUAAAUGUCUAAAGAAAGAACCAGAAGCUCUCAAAGAUAGAGAUUGGCAGAGUAUCAAGUAUUACGUUCAUAACCGAAUUGUUUCUAACAAAAGAAAACUACUGUCAGCUUAAGUCAGUAGCUUAAGUGACUAAUUUGUUUUAUAUAGAUACUGCAGCUAAUACAGGUAUUUUAUUUCCCCCCAGAUUUUUAAGUUGACUUUAUAGGGUAAAAUUUUAGUUUUGUAAGUAGCUGCAAAAGAAAUUUUUAGUUGUUGAAAGAGAAAAUGGUAAAGUGUUUUUAGUUUUUUACUUGCUUUUUAUGGUGAUAAUUGACAUGAUUAGGGGGAAAAUGUUUGCAUUUUUAUUUUCAAAUGGAAAGAGUGAAAACAAUGUUCAGAAGCUUUAAGUGGUCAUAAGUAACUAUAAAGAGGUACUCAAAUACAAUGUUAACUCCCAGGGCAAAUCUGUGUGUAGCCAGCCGAAAUGGUAUUAUUCUGUGUUUGGGUGAGGUGCUGUGAAUUAGAAAAGACAAUAAAUAUUUGGAAUAUGA
This is a messenger RNA of Brienomyrus brachyistius, 4965 nucleotides long. RefSeq lists its product as uncharacterized. The record is from RefSeq and is a predicted model, not a curated record. Lineage: Eukaryota; Metazoa; Chordata; Actinopteri; Osteoglossiformes; Mormyridae. The transcript is spliced from 12 exons. The coding region runs from base 1173 to 4547 and encodes 1124 amino acids. Gene Ontology annotation, biological process: DNA integration; DNA recombination. Gene Ontology annotation, molecular function: protein binding; DNA binding.